Molecule: messenger RNA, 408 nt
Organism: Trichomonas vaginalis G3
Lineage: Eukaryota; Parabasalia; Trichomonadida; Trichomonadidae
Product: K63-linked ubiquitination
Exons: 1
Coding region: 1-408 (135 amino acids)
Biological process (GO): protein K63-linked ubiquitination; DNA damage tolerance
Cellular component (GO): nucleus
Source: RefSeq, a predicted model, not a curated record
AUGGUAGAGCCACCAAGAAACUUUAGAUUGUUAGAUGAACUUGAGACAGGCGAAAAAGACCAAGACAUGCCAGCUGGUAUCUCUUUUGGCCUUGAAGAUUACUCAGAUAUGACUUUAACGAAUUGGAUUGGAACAAUUUUCGGAAUGCCAAAGACAUGCUACGAUGGAAGAGUAUACACAAUCAAAAUUGUAUGCGGUCCUGACUAUCCAAAGGUAGCUCCAAAGGUUAAUUUUGUUACAAAGAUUAAUUUACCUUUUGUUGAUAAAAAUGGACACAUAAAACCAGCUCAAUUCCCAUUGUUGGGCAAUUGGAAUAGCUCUACAACUAUUCUAAAAAUAUUAACUGAAAUUUACGAAACAAUGAAGAAGAAUCCACAACUUCCACAGCCUUCUGAUGGAACGUUUUAA